Messenger RNA from Saccostrea echinata, 1378 nucleotides. RefSeq names its product small ribosomal subunit protein uS5m-like. NCBI's taxonomy places the organism in Eukaryota, Metazoa, Mollusca, Bivalvia, Ostreida, Ostreidae. Gene Ontology annotation, biological process: translation. Gene Ontology annotation, cellular component: ribosome. Gene Ontology annotation, molecular function: RNA binding; structural constituent of ribosome. The transcript has 11 exons. The coding region runs from base 19 to 1332 and encodes 437 amino acids. The record is from RefSeq and is a predicted model, not a curated record.
UUUUCCGGAUAUUGCAGCAUGACUUUGGCUCGAAUAGGGUUUGAUUCUACUAAAAAUGCAAUAAAUUGGACGAAUUUAUUGCAACUGACUGGAUGUUCAAAGUACUGUCAAGGCCAGUUAUGUCUAUUCUCAUAUCUGCAGUCCAGAAACUACAGUUUCGUGACCACUGUAUCUGAUGACGAUUUGUGGGGCAGUGUUACAUCAGUUAGUGCUGCAGGAGCCAAGCGAGGUAGAGCUAAGUCAACAAAGAAAAGAAUAAAUCUGCAUAUUGGACAAAAACCUGGAUAUGGAAAGGAAGGUCUGCAGUUUCCUGGAUUAAAUACAAGAAUUCUCAGCAGAGAAAAUGCCAAGUCAACAGGUAUUAGACGAGCUGAAGAGUUUGAUGUAUUACUGGAAGAUCUACGACAAAAUCGUCGGUCUACAAAAAGAUCUCAAAGGAAACAGAAAUAUGUCAAUCCCCUUCUGAGAGGAUACACCAGUGCUUUCUUACAUGGAACCAGUUUAGGGCCACCAGCUCCUGUUAGAGAGGAAAAAUUUGAUGGCUUUGAUUCAAGGCUACUACAACUUAAGAAAGUCACCAAUAUUACAGCAGAUCAGGGAAAGAAGUUCGCAUACAGAGCUCUGGUAGCUGUUGGAAAUGGAAAUGGUCUUGCAGGUUUUGCUGUUGCUAAAGCAAACUUUCAAAAGGCUGCUGGCUAUAAGGCACGAGAUAAAGCAGGACAACAGCUAAUGUUUAUUGAGAGAUAUAAUGAACAUACAAUAUAUCAUGAUACAUAUGCUCAAGUCCAUUGCACAAAGGUGUUUGCCAAAAGGAAAUUUGAAGGAUAUGGUGUGGUGGCUCAUAGAGUGAUUAAAGACCUGUGUUUGUUGUCUGGGAUUAAAGAUAUAUACGUCAAGACUGAAGGCAACACAAAAAAUGCCAUCACAAUGACAACAGCUUUUUUCAAUGCAGUGACACACCAGGAAACACACCAGGAAUUAGCCAACAGAACCAAUAUGCAUGUCGUAGAACUCAGCGAUGAACGAAACCAGAUCCCAGUUGUGAUAGCAUCCCCAGAGGAUGGCAAAGUUCAAGAGAAAUACUAUGGGAGUGAAAGGGAUGUGUAUGAUUUAGAUACUCUUUAUACCAAAGGCAAACUUCAUUGGAUCAAGCCUAAAAUAAGGCCAGUGUGGGAAAGACUUGGUUUAACUUCAUAUAGGAGGAAGCUUGAUACAGCGGAGAGGCGUAGAGGACAGGAUGAGGCCCAGAGAGAGAGGAGAUUGUGUGGACUGGAACCAUCAAGGGAGGAGAGAAUUCACCGGGAUCAGGCCGGGAAAAAGAAAAAGGAAUAAAAAUGUGUGUUGUCCAUUGUUGUUUUCAAUAAAAAUGAUAAUACAU